AUGAACUCGCUCAGCCUACUUUCAUCCCAAGUUGAUAAAGUCAUCGGCGGAACUCCUUCGUCAACCACCAGACCCGAUUCAUCAAAAGCUCUACGGCAUGAGCAUAACUCGAACCCUUUAGCUUCAACCGGCAAGAGGUCUUACUUAGCAAGACAUGUUGUAGACGAAGCUGUUUUCUACGAGAAUGAUGAGGAGGACGACGAGGAGGACGAUGAAGGGGAUGACGAAGACGACGAUGAAGAUGACCGAGAUACGGAGCAGGCAACACUGCUUUACAACAAAAGUUCGCAGACGCUGAAUGACAGGAUAUACAUGGCCCUGAUUAGUUUAGGUGCUUUCCGGUGGUUUAUUUCUACACUGGUUGCGUCAACCAACUGGCUCAUAUCCUGUGUUUAUGAUGAGCAGGGCAUUUUCUCACCCUUCAUGCCAUUCCGGAGGCUUACUGGGCUCGGCAUGAAACCUUUCGGAGCGUCCGAUCAUGCAAAUCCUAAUUUCAAACCCCCUGUUAAAUCCCAACACUGGCCCACCGCCCGGGAUGUUUGCAAAUGGUAUAAUUUGGUUGUGUUUACAGCUUCUGUGCAAGAAUACGCCGAUCCUGUGAUCGAUUGGUUAGAACAGGAUCGAAAGUAUUUCAAAGGUAGAUACUACCGUCAACAUUGUACUCAGCGUAAUGGUGCAUAUAUCAAAGAUCUUAGUGCCGUCGAGCCUGAUCUUUCGAAGGUCAUGAUUAUCGAUAAUUCACCCACAAGCUAUUGUUUCCAUGAAGAUAACGCGAUACCCAUUGAAGGAUGGAUCAAUGACCCAACCGAUAUAGAUCUCCUACACCUAAUACCUCUUUUGGAAGCCCUUCAGUAUGCCACCGAUGUGAGGGCACUUCUUGCGUUGCGGAUGGGCGAAACAUGUUAG
Morchella sextelata is the source of this 906-nucleotide messenger RNA. RefSeq lists its product as uncharacterized. NCBI's taxonomy places the organism in Eukaryota, Fungi, Ascomycota, Pezizomycetes, Pezizales, Morchellaceae. Gene Ontology annotation, molecular function: protein serine/threonine phosphatase activity. The coding region runs from base 1 to 906 and encodes 301 amino acids. The record is from RefSeq and is a predicted model, not a curated record. The transcript is spliced from 3 exons.